AGGAGUGUCAAGGAGAGCGCCGUUAAAGAGGUUUAUUUCUAUAGAGUCAGUAUGGGCUCACCAUGGUUACAGCCUCUGGGCCUUGCCGUGUGUCUCUUCCUGUGGGCUCCGUGGGCCCGGUGCAGCGUGGUGGAGGACUUUAACCAUGUGGAGCGCUGUAAAGACUCCCUGUACAAGGGCACUCCACCACAGGGCUACCUUGGGGUCAGCGACCUGAAGAAGAUCUGCCAGCGCCUGGCGGACAAGCCCCGCUUUGUCACCCUCUACGACCCCCGCAAGCACAUGCCCCUCUACUCUGCCUACACCUUCAAGCGGUCUGACGGGGAGAAGAGCAUGGACCAGCCCUGGAUGUACGAGCCACAGUUGGCCUUCAAUAAAGCCAGCGGCAAUAUGGAGCUCUUUCCCCAGUCGGCUAAUGCAUACAUGCAUCUGAUGGACACCCAGGCGGUGCUGGAGGACUUUGCAGACGUGACCAAGUAUGAGAGAGGCCAACUGAACCCGGACCAGCACCAGUCCGAGCCCCUGGACAAGGCUGCCACCUACACCUUGACCAACACUGUGCCUCAGGUCCGAGAGUUCAACAACGGCCCAUGGCUCCAGCACGAGGAACGCAUUAGAAAACGCCUCAACAACUACUGCCUUGGCAAAGCCUAUCUAAUCACUGGGGUCACAUCGUCCGGAAACAUGAUCCGGCGGGACAACCAGAACCGCGUGGGCAUCCCAGAGUACAUGUGGACGGCCUACUGCUGUCCAGACUACGACCACAACGCCCCUUAUCUCGAGCGUUACCGCCUGCCUGUAUUUGGGGCCUACGGCCUGAAUGACAGGGUCAGCAAUGCCAUGGUGGAGGUGCCCAUCAAGACCCUGGAGAAGUUCCUGAAAGGACGGAUGGACGUAGACAAAAACUACCAGAUCUUCUUUAAUGACUGUGUGCCAGAUGACAUCUAA
Messenger RNA from Esox lucius (northern pike), 948 nucleotides. Its product is annotated as endonuclease domain-containing 1 protein-like. The record is from RefSeq and is a predicted model, not a curated record. The coding region runs from base 52 to 948 and encodes 298 amino acids. The transcript has 2 exons. NCBI's taxonomy places the organism in Eukaryota, Metazoa, Chordata, Actinopteri, Esociformes, Esocidae. Gene Ontology annotation, molecular function: hydrolase activity; metal ion binding; nucleic acid binding.